Messenger RNA from Ostrea edulis (European flat oyster), 2393 nucleotides. RefSeq lists its product as uncharacterized. NCBI's taxonomy places the organism in Eukaryota, Metazoa, Mollusca, Bivalvia, Ostreida, Ostreidae. The record is from RefSeq and is a predicted model, not a curated record. The coding region runs from base 963 to 2282 and encodes 439 amino acids. Gene Ontology annotation, molecular function: calcium ion binding. The transcript has 9 exons.
GGUGGGUGGGUGGGGGGGUCAUUGACCCAAACAUAAAUACAUGGUAUACUGUACAACGAUAUUUGACUAUUUCAUUCCUUCAGAGAGUUUACUUUAAUGGUUACGUUUCCAGUACUAUUGACAUUGUGAAACAUGCUAAAGUCUGGGUUUUGUAGCUUUAUUCCAUUGCUGAUUUUUAUUUAUUUUUUCGGAUUUACCAAACUCGCCCGUUUUCAAUAUUUCAUAUAAUUUGUAAGAGUUGUAGAACUUUGUUUACGUGGCGUCAUCGUAUGAACGGGAAUGCAAUGUUUACUGAUGCUGCUAUUUCUUUGCUUAAGGAAUGUUACCUUAUACUGAAGUAAGUUUUUUUUUUUACCGUUUCCCAUCUGUUUAGCAUCUAUAAGUCGUUGAAAUACGUCGGAAGAUAAUGGUUCUACUUUUCUCGUUUUAUUGUCAAGUCCUCGGGAUUUUAGAUUUCAGAAAUCGUUUUAAAACAGUUUUCUACAUCAAAAUUGCUGUAAAUUAACAUUUUAUCUCCAUUAGGACCGGGGAUUUCUGAAAAUGCUUCAGUAUCACCCUCCAUGAUCCUCCUACUGUUUUCUGUCACCUAGAACGUUGAUUGUUUUGAAAUGAAGUUAAACGUGUUAUUGUUCUAAAUAAACAAUUGUUACCUGGGUUAGAUACUCGCUACAAUUUAGCGCUGUUUUCAAAAACGUUUUUAUUUAAUUUUUCUGCUUAAAUUAAAUUUUGUCGUGGAAGAAAGUAUUAUAUAUGAAAAAAAUUACUAUAUCUACGUUUACGGGCUCGGGCCGAGAUCAACUCUUGGGGCCAAUCCCAGGUCCGAGAUCAACAUUAGAGUGUGAUAUUCUAUAUGGAAUGUAUGGCUUAAUGUAAUUGUGACGUCAUAAGCAAACAACAAUUGUGACGUCAUAAUGGUCUUUUGUCAUCAUUAUUAGCAACAUCAUAAACAGGAGCGAUGAAACAUGGCAAGGAGACUAUCAGCAAAGAAUGACAAAAAGAAACCAAUACUUGGAAAGGAUGAAGUUAAAGCAAACGAAACCGAUGAUAUCUACGGCCUUGGUCUGCUUCGAAAAUUGACUCUCUCGGCAAAAAGUAGUAAUAGAAAGAAUUCUGAAGAUCAGGGUACAUCAGGAAACGUGGAGCUACCUGCAUGCUUUGGAGAUAUUACCUGUGAUAAUGUGACAUCUUUGAAAAAUCUAUUCGAUACGCUGGAUGUUUCUCACACGGGUUCGCUGACUCCUGAGGAUCUGCACGAGGGUCUGAAGCGGAUCGAUAGCGAGGUCACGUGGGAGGAGGUCGACUCGGUCCUGAAGAGACUAGACCAAAAUGGCGAUGGAGUGAUCAAUUUUGAUGAUUUUCUGUUUCACAUGACCCAAGGAGGUCUACCAGAUGGAGACGUGAAUAAGGAAAACAGAUGCAAUUCUUCCCGCCGCCAGAGAUUGCUCCGUACAGCGAUUACCCAGAAAACCAUUGGGGAUAACUUACAGUACGUCGCCAAUCGUCAGCCGCAUGUUCUGAAACACUACACGGUAGGUGCGCGGCUGGUUGGUCUUACUGACCGCCAGGUGGCGCUCCAAAUGAAGAAAACAACAGAGAAUGCGAUAAAAAGUGAUUCCCCGUAUGCAACACCCCUUCAAUUUCCUUUUCCAACACCUUCAACACAUGGUUUAAAAGCCACGCAUCGAUCUGGUCAGGUUCAGGAACAGCCGAAUAGAAGAUUUUCAUCCCGGUCAGCACGAUCUAGCGUAGUGGACAAACUACCUGAUGGUGACGUCAUCAAAACAGAUUUGAAUAACGAGGUGGUAACCUUGCAGGAAUUUAGUGCUGACAAAGAAGGGACACCACAGGCAACAAAAGUGAAAACAGGGACAGAAAAAGAUCCCGUUCCACUGCCAGUAUUAAAACUCAAGUCAAAACACCGCCAUCCCAGCAUUGACGAUCUGCCGAACAUCCGAGAUCAGGCCAGAAAAACCGUGGACGAAUUUUACCAUAAUUUGCAGAAAAAGAGCGUUUUGCGUUCUUUAGAAAGCUGGGAGAAAAUGCAUGCAGAAACCAUUCUUCCCCCAAAAACGCUGGAGAACUUCCGCGUCAUGUACCGCGCGUACUCGCCCCAGAGUGAAGCGGAAGCAUUCGUUGUGGGUCCUUGGAUCCCGAAACCCUGUAACUACAGCAGACGACGAAUUCAGCUGAGUCAUCACACACCCCGGUCUGCACGGACGCGAGACAGUCCCGGUCCUCACUCAGCCACUGGCGAAAGGCGAUGCGUCUCCAGCCUGUACUAGGAUUUAAACUUUCAUUGAAAAAAAAUUUGCUGUUUUCAUUGAAGAAUGCUAAAAAAAAUUGUGCAGAUUAUAUAUUUAAAAAUGAAAUUAAAUACGCAUUGUGCAUUUUCA